ACUCCUCACUACUCAAACCAGCUGCGACGCAUCAAAGGCUCGGGUGCCGCACGUGGGCUUGGACCGGCAACUCGAGGUCGGAGACCGACAACCAGCCGGUGGCCGGUCGCCCCCACCCACAAAAGGUACGUUCUUUACAAAUCCGACGGUCCAGAUUCAACACUGUCACCCAAUUGAAAUGUGAGCGGAAGGAGGAGCUACUGAGAAGUUAUUAUAUAGCUAGACCUCUUCCUCCCUUCGUCCCUGUCUUACUCUCUAUCCAAACAAGCAAGAAUUUUGAGCUCUGCUUCUGAAAGUUCAGGCCUUUUUUCCUGCUGGGGUUCUAAAGAGUUCGAGAAAGUUAACUUCUUUGUUGGUUUUGGUGGAAUUUGGGUCUGAAAUUUUGAGCUGAAAGGUUGGAGUAAUGGAGAGGGAUUUUCUGGGUCUGAGCUCAAACAGUGGUGGUGCGACUCUGAAGGAAGAACCCAAUAAAGAAACCAAGAAUUCAGCGGUGCCAAGAAGUUCAGGGAUGCAGUGGUCAUUUUCAAACAAGGUUUCUGCACCUCCGCAAUUCCUGUCUUUCAAGGCUCCUCAAGAAGAUGGGCCAAGAAAAACUGCUCAUGAUAAUUCAUCUGCAUUUACUACUAUAUCAACUGCGGAUGCUUUUCACUCCAGCCGGAAGUUGUUCUCUGGUGGGAUUCAGAAAAAUUUCGUUUUUGAUAAGCAAGCUGGAAACCACUGUGCAACGACAGUAUAUCCUAUGCCUCAAUUUGAUGCACAUUCAGUUCAUCAAUCACAAGAUGUAACGAUAUACCCGCUAGUCAGCCAACACAACCAAAGGAUUCCGAUUACUUUGAGUUCUCCAGUUCUUCAGUCCCAUGCUCCUGUUGGGCAUACUGGUUCUACCAUAAAACUGCAACCACUUGGAGGAGUUCCGGUUCUGGCCCCUGUAUCUGCUCUUCCUUCUACAACCUCCGUAGUUGGUACCACUGAUCUCAGGAAUGCAUCCAAUUCUUCUGGGGCGCCUGCUCAGUUAACCAUCUUUUAUGCUGGUUCUGUGAACGUUUAUAAUGAUAUAUCUCCAGAGAAGGCCCAGGCUAUUAUGUUGCUGGCUGGAAAUGGAUCAUCUCCAACUCAUUGUAAGGCAACAUCCGUAACUCAAGUGCAUGCACCGAUACCUAGGCCUUCACUAGGAGGCGACGGUUGUUUCAGGAACCAGUCCUAUAUUACAUCUUCAGUCUCUGCACUUCCAAGUCCUCUUUCUGCAACUUCAUACGUGAGUUCUAACUCUGGAGGAGCAUUUAAUAGCACCAAUGAAAUAGCUAUAGUGAAACCAGUAGGAACUUCAGCGUCUCCUGUUGACCGCUCAGAGCCUUCUACAGAAGUCAGUUCAGUGGGAUCGCCUAUGACAAACCUGAUUCCAGCAGUACCUGUGCCUCAAUCACGUAAAGCAUCCUUGGCCCGGUUUUUUGAGAAGCGUAAGGAGAGGAUGAUGAGCACAGCGCCAUACAGUGUCGGUAGAAAAUCUCCAGACUGCAGCACUCCCGGAUCGGAAGGUGUGAGUUUCUCGCUCAACUCUUCGAGUUCUUGUCCUCCCCAGUCUAUAAAUUAGCGCUUACGCGGUGGGGUGCGGUCGAAAUGGGAAGAAACAACAAAAGCUUCCAAUUGCUUCGGAGAUGUUGGCAUAGAUCAUUGUUUUAACAGUUGCUUGUGUGCUGGUAGUUGUAAGAUCAAUUUUUUGACCUGAAGGAUUAGAUAAUAUAGAUAUAUGGUUAAAGUUUUAUGUUUUUUACUUUUCACUAUGCUGUAAAAAUGUAUUGUUUUACCUUCCUGCGUUGUAAGGGCAAAAUCUAGAGGCCAUGUUUUUGUAUUGAUAUGUUUAUGUUUGGACAAUUUGACAUGAAUGGAAUGAAAGCAAACAGAUUUUGCCUUC
Molecule: messenger RNA, 1912 nt
Organism: Pyrus x bretschneideri (Chinese white pear)
Lineage: Eukaryota; Viridiplantae; Streptophyta; Magnoliopsida; Rosales; Rosaceae
Product: protein TIFY 6B
Exons: 7
Coding region: 404-1591 (395 amino acids)
Biological process (GO): regulation of jasmonic acid mediated signaling pathway; regulation of defense response; response to wounding
Cellular component (GO): nucleus
Source: RefSeq, a predicted model, not a curated record